Messenger RNA from Lampris incognitus (smalleye Pacific opah), 609 nucleotides. Its product is annotated as RING finger protein 212B-like. The record is from RefSeq and is a predicted model, not a curated record. Gene Ontology annotation, cellular component: synaptonemal complex. Gene Ontology annotation, molecular function: SUMO transferase activity. The transcript is spliced from 5 exons. Gene Ontology annotation, biological process: homologous chromosome pairing at meiosis; protein sumoylation; reciprocal meiotic recombination. The coding region runs from base 1 to 444 and encodes 147 amino acids. Lineage: Eukaryota; Metazoa; Chordata; Actinopteri; Lampriformes; Lampridae.
AUGAAUUGGGUGGUCACGGUACUUGGUUUCAACACUAAUGGGGGCCGACUGAUCAGUGCUGAAGAGGGUAUUCUUUCUGAUUCCAAGCAGAGGCAAGAGCUUGAAAUGGACUGGUUCCAUUGCAAUCACUGCUUCAGAAGAAAAGGUCAAAACUUUUCAGUGUCGAGCUGUGGCCAUAUCUUCUGUGAGGGAUGCAUCAAACCAAAACAUUGUAGCAUAUGUGGAUCGAGCUGCAGUUAUUUGCCCAUCACAGAUCAGAUGAAGCCUGAGGAGAAGAUGUUUUUCAGGGACCCCGUGGAGCUCAUUCAGUCACGCUUGGAGCAUAUAAAAAAGAUUGCACUUUUUCAGCACACACAGAAAGCGAGAAUCACCGCCUACUUUAAACACAAAUCUGUGGAGCUAGAAAUGCGUCUGAAAGAGGUCACCAACGAAAGUUACAGGUGAUAACUUGACACUCAUUUUGUCUUCUACCCCAUGUGCACUUUACUUUUUACCAUGCUGCAAAAUUGUUGUCUUUUCUUUUUUUUUUGUGGUUUAUGUUAGGGAAAUUUCCAAGCUGAGAAGAGAAAAUGCCAAGUUGAAAAGGCCUCUUUCUCAGACAGGGGUGAG